This is a messenger RNA of Gallus gallus (chicken), 1752 nucleotides long. RefSeq names its product keratin 23 (gene KRT23). NCBI's taxonomy places the organism in Eukaryota, Metazoa, Chordata, Aves, Galliformes, Phasianidae. The record is from RefSeq and is a predicted model, not a curated record. The transcript has 8 exons. Gene Ontology annotation, molecular function: structural molecule activity. The coding region runs from base 52 to 1347 and encodes 431 amino acids.
GCUCAGUGCGAGUCAGUCAAACAUUGGGUUAGAGCCGUAACGGAGCUAAACAUGAGUACCAGCCAAGGCCCUUUCCAGUUUUACUCUGGGUCCCUCAGGGGUAGUGCAGGGUGUGGUUUGGCCCAGCAAGGAACUUCUUACCGACCUCCAAGUGCAGACGGUGCCAGCGGCACACACACCUCUUUCUCCUCCACCAGACCCCUCAGUCUGGCUGCUGGAGGAGGGGCAUCCUGGGGAUGCUUCGGAGAGCACCACUGGGAAAGCAUCUUCCUGGGUGGGAAUGAGAAACAGACUAUGCAAAACCUGAAUGACCGUUUGGCUGCCUACCUGGACAAGGUCCGCUCCUUAGAAGCAGCCAAUGCUCAGCUCGAAAGCUGCAUCCUAGAGUGGCACAAGACAAAAUCCCAUGGAAAAAGGCAUGACUUCAACCAGUACGAGCAGAACGUCACUGACAUGCAAAGACAGAUUGAGGAUGGGAAGAUCACCAACGCCAGCAUCCUCCUGCAAAUCGACAACGCCAACAUGGCGUCCGAAGACUUCAGGCUCAAGUAUGAAGCGGAGAAGACUCGGAGGCAGGGAGUGCAGUGCGAUCUUGAGAACCUGCGUAAGGAGCUUGAUGGCUUGACCAUUAUUACAACAGAUCUGGAAAUGGAAAUUGAAGGCUUGAGAGAAGAACACAUCCUCAGGAGGAAAGACCAUGAGGAGGACAUGGAAGCAAACCGCUCAUCGCAGGACUUCAAAGUCAAUGUGAAAGUAAAUGCGCCUCCUCCUGAAGACCUCACCAAGAUACUAGCAGAAAUAAGAGAAGAUUAUGAAGCCAUAAUUGAAAAGAACCGCCAAAGCCUUGACAGUUGGUACAAAGAAUUGAGCACAGCUGUGUCCCUGGCAGCAGACCCCAAUCCAGAACAGGUUCAGAGCAGCGAGAAUGAGAUCAAGGAUCUCACACGGACUUUACAGUCCCUGGACAUCGAACUGCAGGCGCAGAUGAGUAAGAAACACAUGCUGGAAGACACCUUGGCUGACACCCGGAAUUACUAUGCUGUCGCACUUCAAAACAUGCAGCAGACCAUCUCCAAAUGUGAGGAAGAGCUAAGCCAGCUUCGCCAUGACAUCAGGCAGCAGCAUAACCAAUACAGGGUUCUUCUUGGGAUUAAAACACGCCUGGAGAAGGAAAUCUCCACUUACCGCCUGCUGCUGGAAGGCAAUGUGGACAGGAUAACAAGAACAUGUGAAUCAAAAGCUGAAGAAUAUGCUGAACUGACCAAUGGAAAGAUCAAAGCGAUUGUGCAUGACAGCAUGAAUGGGCAGCUGCUGUCCUCCACCACUGCGAUCCACCAGGAAGAGUGAAGGAAAUGUUCUGCUAGCUCCUACGUUCCCGGUGGGCUGCCGUGCUGCCUCUGCUGGCUGCUCUGCAACUGCCAGCUGUGUGCUGGUCCUCAGUGUGACGCUCCUACAGCGACCUGCAGCCUAACAUUGCAAAGUGCCACGCAGAGCUCGGCAGAGCUGGUGUUGUUAAAGAGCUUUUAGUCAUCAAAAUGCUGGAGCCAAACUAUUCAAUGAAGAUGACUGUCUGAGCUGGUAAUGUAUGUAUUAUGCACGCCUCACUGGGGCACCAAUCUCCAUCUGUGGUUCAUUUAGUGCUCUGCAAAUUAACUAUAAUUUAAAGUGAAUAAUCUCUGACUUCUUCUCCUCGUCUCAUGUCUCUUACCACAUACCUCACUGCUGCCAAUAAACUCUUUUCCUUUACUCGUA